Molecule: messenger RNA, 2959 nt
Organism: Aedes albopictus (Asian tiger mosquito)
Lineage: Eukaryota; Metazoa; Arthropoda; Insecta; Diptera; Culicidae
Exons: 9
Coding region: 74-2950 (958 amino acids)
Biological process (GO): proteolysis
Molecular function (GO): serine-type endopeptidase activity
Source: RefSeq, a predicted model, not a curated record
CCUACAGGCUCCGCUAUUUUGAUAAGCUCAGUUGUGCUCUGUUCGUGAGGCAGACGCGAUCGCGUAGAGAAAGAUGGGCCACCUCAUAUGUUUGCUGGUGUUGAGUUCGUUGUGUUUGUCAGAAUUUGUCUCACAUCAGGCCACUUAUCAGUGUGGAAUCAGAAAACACGGGUUUCUCCCGCUGAUCGGAAAGGGAUGGCCAGUGGAAGAAGGACAUUGGCCAUGGCAUACGGCCGUAUUUCACAGGUUGAACGCUGAUGAUCCGUUCAAAUAUGGUUGCGGCGGUACUUUGGUCAACGAGAGGCACGUCCUGACGGCAGCGCAUUGCGCGGUUAGACUACCGUCUGGACUAUCUCGGAGUUCGCACCCAGCAGUAAUGUAUGAGAUCGAGCUGCACUUCGGUCAGCACAAUCUGUCGAAAGUGAGCGAUAGUGUGGUGAUUCGUGACGUUAUCAAGGCGCAUGUGCAUCCGGAAUAUGCAAAACAUAAGAAUGAUAUCGCUGUGUUGGUUACGCGUUUGCCAGUGGAAUACUCCGACACUGUGAUUCCGAUUUGUCUAGAUCAAAACGUUGAUCGUGAUCUACAGGAGUUGGAAGGCCAGCGCAGCUGGAUCACUGGGUGGGGAAGAACGGAAAAUGGAACUUUUUCGGAUAUUCUCCAGACAACGUCGCUACCCGUAGUAAGCUAUAGGCAAUGCAUAAUGGACGAUCCGGUGCUUUUUGCGCCAGUUUUGAGUGAAAAUGACUUUUGCGCUGGAAAUAAGAACGGAACCAGUCCUGGACCGGGAGACAGUGGUGGCGGAAUGUACAUCAGCGAUGGUGAUCGUUGGAUACUCAGAGGAAUCGUGUCUUAUGGAAAGAUAGACAACUUGAAAGUAGGAGUCAACUCGGACAAGUACACCGUGUUUGUCAAUGUUCAACCGUAUUUGCCAUGGAUUAAAGCUAUUUUUGCCGAAAGUGAACCUCGUCGAGAUAGAGGACAGAAGCGAAUUAGUGAGCUAGAAUGCGAAAGGUUCCAAAGCCUGGCGAUAAAACGACGCAAUGGAGAUUGUCUCAACAACAGAUACCGGUAUAAUGUCAUCCUGAUUAACUCUGACGAAAAACCUAUUUGCAACGGUGCCUUGGUGGAGGAAUCCCAUGUCAUAACCACUUGCAGCUGCGUUCGCAUAAGGAACAAAGGUGUUGUCUACCGGAAUGCUAAGGUCCGUAUCGAAGCAUACGGAAUUGUGGCCAUUUCCGAAAUGAUCUGCCAUCCGAAUCAUGUCCACCACAGGAAACAUUACGAUUUAGCUAUUAUCAAAUUGAAUGCAGCCGUUUCUCUUUGCAACACGUUGAUUCCCGCUUGUUUGGCAAAUAACUGGACUGAGAAUCUGUACGAUAUCCUUGUAAAGACUUUGUUUCAAACUGAACGGAUCGGUUCAGCCGACCACAUGUCAUUAUAUGAAUCAGAUGACAACCGAAUCAAGCCAUAUGAAGCAUGCAAAUCAUUACACCAACAUGCAUGGUUCAACAGGUCUGAUGACCAGCUUGGUGAACUAUGCGUCAACAGUUCGGAUCGAUUGAUGAACAAAAAAUAUUCCAAAUUGAUGGAUCGUACAUCAUCUGGAGCUUUAUUGCAGACGUUUAACAGGAAUUCCUGCAGGUCCACUAUAGUGGGACUGAAAAUCUACACUGAGAGAGCUUACGAGUCGGCCAAGCCGCAUGGGAUUGAAAUUUAUGCACGAAUAUCGUACCAUUUGGACUGGAUUGAGAACAUCAUCUGGCGGUCUGAAGAGCACAUAAAGCUACCCAUUCUAGGAUUAGACGACAAGUGCAACAGCAGUCAACACCGCACACAGAUCACUGGAAAGGAGAUGAGUGUGGCAAUUUUCCACCGGAAUCCGGAAACGAAUGCUUUCGAGCUGACUUGCAGUGGUGCCCUAAUCAGCGUGAAGCACGUUCUAACAACGGCACGUUGCGUCGUAAAUCAAACCACCGGGGGAUCGCUGCCAGAGAACACAUUUGAACUGCAUUUCGGUUUGAAUCGUUUGAGUGAACGUAGUGUAAACGAGCAAAAUGGUCGAAUGCCCUUCUUCUUUCGAUACUGUGAUUUUACCUUCGGUAUUAUUUUGACUAUUUCAAUCAACUUCAGACACCCGCAUCGACCGAUAAAGGUUGAAAUCAGCAGCCAUGACGUAGUCGAUAUUUUAAAAAUAAUUUGCCAUCCAGACUAUGACUCCAUCAACUUUUACCAUGAUGUGGGAGUUGUUGAAUUGGCAACUCCGGUUGAGUUAUCCAGCCGAUUGGUUCCUGCCUGUUUGGCAAACAUUGAAACAGAAAAUCUCCGGGACGCAAUGUUGCAGACUACGCUUUUCAAAAACAAAAACUGGAAAACACCCUGGCCUAAAUCUUCGUAUGAGUAUGUCGGAACAGUGGAUGAAUGUGAGCAAGCAAUGCCAUCUCAUUACCAGGAUAAACUCUUUAAGCCUAGUCAAACCUGUAUGAUCAACCAGCGAUUUAUAACGAACAAAUUCAACGGGAGUAUUGUGCAGUCUUUAGACAACCGAGCAUGUAGCUUCACAGUGAUCGGAAUUGGAAGCACUGCCGUAGACAAUCCAGAGCUCAGUCCUAGAACCACAGUUGGCAUUGUUCAUCGUGUUGCCUACUACCUGGAUUGGAUCGAGCAGAUCGUUUGGGAAGAGGAAUUCCCAGCUCAACAAGGCUGGACGUUAUUGCAGAGAGUAUCGCCUAAAGGACGACGGGGUAAAAUGGUCAGCCGAGGAAUGAUCGAAAAUCAGCAAUACAGUGGGAAGAAGGCGCUCGCUUUAAAAGUAUACCCUGCUAAAGUACAAGGCAAUGGAUACGGAGCUGUCCAUGAUCAUUGGAUGGUCAACCGGUCUUUGGAAAUACCGCAAAGCUAUCAAUUUAAAAAGAUGUGGAAGAAAAAAUCACUGUUGACGGGUUUUGUCUAACUUUUUUAC